AUGUCCUAUCCAGCCGAUCUGGGGCAUUCACGCUCACACUCACGCUCAUCCUCCGGAUCCUCGGGCUCCCUCACCGCCCGCCAAAGCAGGCGCUCAAGUGCCGGCACAGUUCGGGCCCCUAGCAGCGGAGGCAAGCUCUUUGGGCUCAUACGUGGCAAGAAGGCAGGCCAAGGAGGGGAUGAGGACGAUGAUGAAGACGAUGACGCUGCGGAACUAGGGGCGUACAGCCCUCAUGUCAGUCCGAGUCCUAGUCCAGGACCUGGUUGGAGGUCAUCCUCCGUCCGAAUGGACCAAGAAGAAGAGAUAGUCGAAAUGGAGGCAGGGCCGAGUGACUAUCUGGAGCGCGGAUUCGAUACGCCCUCAACGCUUUCCUCGGAAUUGUACCCAGAAGCCGGAUGGAGGCAGCCCAGCACCAAGCCCUACGACUCUGAGUCGAUAGAAGAAGGACCUAGCGAUUACUGGGGACCUGAAACACCACCCAUCGCGCCGACGCAUCCUCCAGAAUCGUCUCUUGGUCAAUCACCAGGUGUGAAUGGAGACCUCUACGAUGACGACGAGUAUGAGCGGAGAAUAAAGAAUGUACUGGCGCAAGAUGAGCUGGGGAGCUCGCCGAAUCUGAGUACGAGUGAGGCGGAGGGGUUCCAUCCCUCACGCUAUCGUGAGAAUAGUGCCGAUAUACGUGGGGUCGGAGUGGAAAAUGGGAGAGAUUCUGCUACAAAUGGGCAAGGAGAAAGCUCUGUGGGAGAGGAGGAAUCUGGACCGAGGGUGGCAGAAUCAGAUCGCGAUGAUGUCUCAAUACGGACUCCCUCGACAGCGUCCCAAACGCCUGCUCGUUUAAGAGAAGGUCCAUACCCUCCCGGAUUCACUCCGAGCCCUAGCAAACGAGCUUCCUUCAUUCACCCUUCCAUCUCCAGACUCCGUUCGCAUAUGCGCUCCUCUUCAGCAAACUCCCAGCAAUCCAUUCAGAACCCCCAUUCGCUCAAUCUGCGAGCUCCUAGCCACUUCUCUCAAGUAUCUGCAGCGCGGUCAGAUACAAUGUCUGUCAGCAGUCUACCGUCCAAACCGUCAACCCUACACCAAGAAAUCCCCAAACCUCCUUCUGAACCUGAGCAAGGCCCGGCUUUCCAAUUCCAUCCCUUACGGAAACUCUCUACGCACCUGUUCUCGAGAGAUAAGAAGAAUGGGAGCGGGAAGUCUUCGCCAAAGCCGGUAAUAAGCCGCAAGGCCAGUUCUUUGCUGGGUUUGCCCAUUGGUAGCCCGGUGAAAGAGACCAUGGAGGAGCAGAAGCUAGGCCGACCGACUGCGCUCGACAUCAAUGGAAUGAUAGCUGUUGGGACGGAUGCAGGAGUAGUCGUGGUAUACGGCUUUGGGCAGGAUAUCAAGUACACCCUUGGUCCGGAGGAUCCCAAUGCUGCUGUCACAUGCGUAACCAUUUCCUCCGAUGAUACAUACAUCGCCGUCGGUCUCUCCAUCGGUACCAUCCACCUCUACGACCUCUCCUCCCCCGCCCGUCCUGCCCGGACAGCCCACUCGCUGUCUCUCAAGCAGAUUCACUCUGGCCGACGUGAAGGCCACCUUCAGGGAUCGAGAAUCUUGCACAUAGGAUUCGUGGGCAAGAGACAUACCAGUAUAGUGUCGGGAGAUGAGCAUGGGCGGGCGUUCUGGUGGAGUUUGGGGAAAGUUAUGGGCAUGGAAAGCACGGAUGUCAUAAGGAUGCUGGGGUCGUACCCUUCACCUGGGACGAACGACAAGCCUCCAUACCCUCCCAAGAAACCAACAACCCUCUUUUCAACGACCUCACUCCCGCUCAACUCUUCAGCCCAUCCCACCGAUGAAUUCUCCCUCUCUGCCCUCCUGACACCAUCAAAGCUGGUCAUCGUGGGGAUGAAGCCUCAGGCAAAGACGUGGUUCCGCAAGAUGCGCGACAAUGCUGGAGGGAGUGAAGGUGGAUUGAUGGGGUGUACUGCGUGGCUCAAGAGUGGGGAGGUGGUUGAUGGCACGACUAGUGGGGCAGAGGUGUCGGAUCCUGUUUUGGCGUAUUCCUGGGGCAAGGCUGUGAGGUUCAUCAGGGCCAGAGUACAGCGAGAAGGAGAUGAGGCUACUCCAGAGUUUGUGGAAGGGCGCAAGUGGGAGGCAAGCGAAGGUGUGAGAGCUAUGGAGUGGUACGACCCGAAUCAUCUCCUGGUGAUCACAUCUACAUCUCUGGUUCUUCUAGAUGUACGGUCCAUGAAGGUGGUGGAAAAUACGCCUUUGCAAACAAGCCUGUUGACAUCGCAAGACUUUUACAAAGGUCUCCCCCCAAAAGCCGAAGGGGAGCUUGUGCCGAAUUCGUUUGUCGGGAGUACCAAGACCAACUUGCAAGCCGGCACCUUGCUGCUCUGGAACGAUCGCAUCCUCACCCAGGUACACCGCGGUGAUUUCCUUUUCGCCAUCUCUGUCGCUUUGUCCUACUACAACGGCACUGCUAAGGGGAACACCAUCAACCUCCCCUCGGACCCACUUGAACGACAGGAAGUGGUUGGGAAGAGAAUGAGAGAUCUGAUGAAGGCGUCUCUAGAGUGGGCGUUCUCGCCUGACAGAAUGACAGACGAUACGCACUUUAGUGCCGAUGGCCGAGGUGUCGAUCUGACCUCUCUCUUUGAGGGUCUGGCUACUUCCUGCAUCGAAGCAUGCUUGGCGAUAGGCGACACCGAACUCUUAUUUGACGACGCGUACGACCACUACUCUCAAGUAGGCAUUCAAAGCAUCUUUCUCAACAUUCUCGAACCCUUCAUCUUUUCCAACCGGGUCCGCGAAAUACCGCCCGACAUCAUCAAGGCCCUCAUUACAAUGCACGACGAGAAACAAGAGCUUGACCUGGCCGAGUCUAUCAUUUGGCAUGUCGACCCCAUAUCGCUCGAUAUCAACCAAGCCAUUACUCUUUGCGAGAAGCAUGGCUUGUGGGACGCGAUGAUCCAUGUGUAUACGCGGGCGAUGCGAGACUAUGUGGCGCCAAUAGUCAAACUCAUAGGGGUGGUGAGAGAUAUUCAGCGACAUAGGCUGCAUAGACCUUCUUUGGUCGGAGAUGAGAGGGAUGGGACGGAGGAACUGGCGCCGAAUGCUUACAAGCUUUACGCGUACUUGGAGACUGUACUGUCUGGCCUUUCGUAUCCCAGCAAUGAGCCCUUGUCUGAACGAGAGGCCCAUCAAGCGAGGACAGAGGUUUACUCUUUCAUAUUCCAAGGAAGGACCGUGACUUGGCCCCAAGGCUCUUCUGAGCUUGUCUUGACUGUCGACCAAGACCAUCCCGAACCUCCCUAUCCUUAUCUCAGCCUUCUACUUCGUUUCGCCACCGAGGCCUUUCUCCAUGCGAUGGAUAUCGCUUUUGAGGAUUCAUACCUCAAUGAUCCCUCAGGCGCGAUCAAUCGUCAAUCCAUCGUCAAUCUCAUGCUGGAUGUCAUGGACCCUGAGUAUUUCCACCCGGGAGAUAUCACCUUCCUGCACAUCUUUGUGGCUCGGAACCUGCCCAAGUAUCCUCAAUUCCUGUUCAUUCCUCCUUCGACUCUCCAUCGCAUCCUCGUUUCUCUCGCCAGCGACCCAGACCAGAGCACCCGCGAAGACCGACAAAUGGCGGCUGAGUAUCUUCUUUCUGCGUAUACACCUCAUGACGGCGAUGCCAUGCUUGCCUUGUUCGAGCAGGCCGGGUUUUUCAGGAUAUUGAGAGGGGCAUACAGGAGAGAAGGCAAAUGGGGGCAGUUGAUCAAUACACUGCUGCGCGAUCCGGAUUCGGACGAAGAAGUGUUUGGGGCAUUGGAAAGGAUUGUCAAAGAUGCUUCUCCAGCUGCGUCGAGUGAGGUAUCGCAAGCGGUGACUGAGGCACUACCUCAACUGUUUGAACUGGGAGUGCGGGAGACCGCAGUGUUGCUCGACAAGGAGCUACCAGAUGUGCAUUCUGCUGCUAUUGAGGCUCUUGGUCCCACACCGCACAAGCAAAUGGCGUAUCUUCGAUGCUUGCUAGAGCCUGAUGGUGAAGAGACCAGCUCAUCGACUCCUUCCACCAAUGUCGAACUGCCGAGCCGUCACCUCUAUAUCGACCUCCUCUCUCGAAAUGAUCCUGGACAUGUCGUCGCCUUCCUCGACGAACGCGGUCCAUCUUUCUUUGACCUUUCACGCCUGUCCAAACAGUGUGAGGCUGAGCAUCUCUACGAGGCUCAACUGUGGGCUCUGGACCGACAAGGGAAGACAAAGGAAACGUUCGACACUGUUGGUGACGUCUUGCGGAACAAGGGCGCCGAGCUUGGUGAAGGGGUCUUGGGCGAUGAUCUAGGAAGUGUCCACCUUGCGCUUGAGGUGAUUCAAGGCGUGGCAAAGAUGGGAGUCAGAUUGUGCCAAGCGCACUCGAUCCAAGCGAAGGAUGGACAUGGCGCGAAGAGGGAGAUGGAAGUGGAAGACAUGUGGCUGGGGGUCUUGCACGAGAUCAUCGAGCUCGUCCACGCCUCCUCCGCUCUCGCUUCCUCGUCCUCAGACGGCAUAGUCCUCGAUACUCUCCGUUCUCUGGUUCAGGAGACCCUCGCUUCCCUUGUCUCUUCAUCCUCCCCAUCUCUCUCCUUCCCUCGCUUGUUCAAACGACUCGUUGAAGCAUCGACCUCCACCUCCAAGCAGUCUGCCAAGGGCCGAGCGUAUAGCGAAUUCAGAACUAUUCUGGUGGGCAUGCUGGAUUCGUAUAGGGCGGAGGGGGAGAUGUUGAGCAUGACGACGAGAUUAGUGGAGGCGGAUUUGGGAGAAGUGGCUAGUGACUUUGUGAAGGAGAGCGUGAAAGGGUGGAGAGCAGAGCUGGGGAAGGAAUGCGGAGAGUGCGGAUUGGAGAUGAACAAGGAGGAACAAUGGGUCGUUAGAGGGUCCGGGAGAGUGUUGCAUCGUGUGUGUUUGACAGUCGAUUAG
Cryptococcus wingfieldii CBS 7118 is the source of this 4920-nucleotide messenger RNA. RefSeq lists its product as hypothetical. The transcript is spliced from 5 exons. NCBI's taxonomy places the organism in Eukaryota, Fungi, Basidiomycota, Tremellomycetes, Tremellales, Cryptococcaceae. The record is from RefSeq and is a predicted model, not a curated record. Gene Ontology annotation, biological process: protein targeting to vacuole; endosomal vesicle fusion. Gene Ontology annotation, molecular function: protein binding. Gene Ontology annotation, cellular component: HOPS complex; late endosome. Bases 1 to 4920 code for a protein of 1639 amino acids.